AUGGAGGUUGCAUGGCUUCUGCAGCUUGAGUCAGAGGCGUGGACAUCUGACACCAAACGGCAGCUUUAUGGCACUCCACUGAUUCCGGGUUUCCCGUGGUACACCGUGCGUACAGACCCCUCACAAUGUGUGCGCCGUCACGUGGUGCCGUAUUAUUACACUUUUCGUGUCUUUGUGAAGGGGCGUUGGGUCGGGAAGAAUCUUUUGGACAUUUAUAGUGAGGAGCACGCGCAUCACUCGCGCCAGUACUAUGAGGCAUGCAUGCAACAGGGUCGUCUUCGACGGCAACCACGGAAACACCACAACGUGCGAAGAAAUUGCAUGAAACGAUUGUACGGAGUUGAUCAACCUGAUGAGAGGGAAGUCAAUGAAGACAUUUCAGAACCUGUGAUUUUGGAGUCGGGUGAUGUCGUUCUUCACACGGUGCAUCGACAUGAGAUCCCCCUUUGUAUGGGCACUACAGGAAUUGACCCGAUAGUUCUUGCGGCAGUACGCAUAACGAUGUAUGGACUUCUUGUUAUACACAAGCCGGCUGGAGUUCCCACCCACGCAGGCGGGCGAUAUUUUAUGAACUCGUGUACAGCAAUGCUGGAGUACGUUUUGGCACCGAAACGUCUGCGUGCAUGGCUUCUGCAGCGGGACCCCAUGUUACAGUCGAUUGUGUCUACAAGGUAUUUGACGGAGACGGAGUGUCAGGAGCUCUUGGCCUAUUACAUGGUGAAAGACGAGGGCAGUAUGGCGGAAUAUGUCUCCAUCGAGCGUCUGCCACGCCCCUGUUAUCGUCUAGACAAAGUAACUUCUGGUGUUUUGCUUCUCGGUGUUUCUCAGGCAGCCACACGGCGCGUUGGAGAGGCGCUAACGCGAAAAACGAAACAGAUGGAGGAGGUAUUCUUGUGGAAGUUGCGUUUGAUUGCUUCGGACGAUAAAAAAACUACACGGGUGGGAGGUGUGCAUUCCAUUGAGGAGAGAACUCUGAGGGAAUUUAACGUUGGUGUGAGAAAGCGCUACUUGGCCCGUGUUCACGGUUACUUCCCCAAUGAUGCGUCACAUGCACUCCACUCAUGCAGGGUGAGGAAAGAGAAUGCUGGGGAUGGCGAUCACCGUACGACAGAGAAAGUUUUUUUUAUUACCAUCCCCACGAACCCCACUAUUAGACGAUGUGAUGCGGUUAAAGAAGAGGCUUUGGGUGUAGUUGGCCCGCCCGUGUUACUUGCCUCACGGUUGAUGCAAUUCAAAUUUCGUGACGGGGACACCACAGAGGAGCCACCAGCGCGGGAUCAAGAGGGAAAACAACAGCGUGAACCUUUUUAUCAGGAUGCGGCGACGUUCUGUCAGCCACUGCGCUACUUUACUUCUGGUAGUGGGCAAGCAAGUGAGGGUGAGUCCUUGGUGCAUUGUGUCCCCUUUUCUGGCCGUAUGCAUCAAAUUCGUAUGCAUCUUAGUGAUUGGGGACACCCGAUCAUUGGGGACUUAAAAUGUAACGUGAUGGAACAGCAGAAAAGCAGUUUUCACGAACCGGCGCUUUCAAAAUGCAAAAAUUCUGGUACACAGAGUGCCAAAGAAAAUGAAGAAGAAAUGGAGAUCAGAAUAUACUUCCAUGUGGAGGAGUUACCAAAAGUUUGCCGUGAGAUGUUUUAUACACAUGAUGCCCUUUGUUGGGAGUGCUCAGGUCGCCUUCCUGCGGCGUGUUUCAAAUGUCCAAAUGGCUCUGCGAUUGCCCUGCAUGCAUGGCAGUAUGAAAUGGAUCAUUCUUUACUGCUUACCAGGGACCCAGGUAGCAUCGCUAAUGGAACGGAUCAAGGAGUGGAAGACACAAACGAUAAGAAAACGGAUUUGGAAAACCACGAACAGGAGCCUGUGGUGGAUGAUGAGAGUGAGGAGGCAUUAAAUGUUUGCUGCACCUUAGAGGAUUUAAAACGGUAUUCGGACGAAUUUGUACGGAGACAAGGGAAGUCUGUCGUUUUUUUAGCCCCUCCACCCUCAUGGUCGUAUGAGUAA
Messenger RNA from Trypanosoma cruzi, 1998 nucleotides. RefSeq lists its product as uncharacterized. The record is from RefSeq and is a predicted model, not a curated record. Gene Ontology annotation, molecular function: pseudouridine synthase activity; RNA binding. The coding region runs from base 1 to 1998 and encodes 665 amino acids. Lineage: Eukaryota; Euglenozoa; Kinetoplastea; Trypanosomatida; Trypanosomatidae. Gene Ontology annotation, biological process: pseudouridine synthesis. The transcript has a single exon.